AGCGGAGGAACGCGCGCGAUCCGGACUCAGUUACGCGGCGGCCGGCCACCCGUGCGAGUGUACCGCUCUCUCUCUCAGAGUAUAGUCGAAGGUCCAACUCUCUCAGGAUCUUUCACCUGUCGUUUCUCGUUCGCUCUCUUUCUCUCUCUUAUUCUCUUUCCGUCUCGACGACGUCCGCUCGGUGUCUCGCGGUUUCGCGCGUUCAGUAUCGUGCGGGAUUGAGCGUUUUCCUAUCCCGAGGGUGGCCUGCGAUCUCCGCGUGUUGAUCGUCGCGUUCGGAACUUGCGGAGUGACGAUCCCCCAUCGAUCCGCCCAUCGGUGUUUCGAAUGGUAAUCGCGAGCGCCGGUUCACCUCGCGAUUGAAUUGGACUAAUUGACGACAGGUGCAUCUAAUCUAAGGACCUAAACUCUAACUGAAAGAACGACGAUGUCGUCCGGCACGGCGACGCGGCAGCAACGCUAAGGCAUCAGGAUUCUGCAUGCGAGUACCCAGAGCGGAAGUAUUCGGGCUCCUCGGUGGGGCGCUGACCUCCGACAACAUCAUCAGGAAGGACUCGCCUUGCCCUACGACGACGCACGCAGGUCGGUGAUACAUCGCACAUCACAUCACGUGUGCUGUCUCACGUUCGUUCAUUCGUUGUUGCGCGGGAGGAGGCCGUUCUGCUCCUGUGUGUUUUGUGUAUGUGAGCGUGUUUUGCGUGUGGCAAUCGCGGAUGAUCGCGGAGCGGGCGCAUUCACCGUCAUCUCCGUUGACAGCAAGGGCAAUCCUCAUCUUUUCUUUCUUCCAAUUCAUCUUUUGCUUUUCCUCCUCUUUCCUUCUGAUCUCUUUCUUCCACUCGUCGCCGGCUCUCUUGGCACGUUACUCUUCAACUGAUCGAUAAUCAAACAAUCGGGAGAGCAUUCGGUCGACUGGCGGGAGUCACGUAGCGGAUUUUCGAUCGUGCAUUGCCGCAAGUCAGAUCUCUCAUUGAUCUCUCGUUUCUACUUCAUUUUCUUUCCCUUCCUCCCUGCCUCCCUACUGCUGUCCAUCCGACGACCGGCGCGGCGCGCAUGCUUCAUUAUUAAAGGGAUGUGAUACAUCGAUAGAUGAUGCCAGUUUUUUUCGCGUAUCUCUUUGAACGCAACGCAAUUUUUUGACAACUGAUCGGCGUGGACCGUGCAACACACACACACACACACACACACACACACACACACACACCGAUCUGACUCUGUACGAUCUCAUCAUUCGUGCAUAAGAAUUAAAAAGGGACCUCUCGAAGCACCGAUAUUCGGUGUCAGACCAUCCGUCAGAAUCUAGAGCUCCGAUGCACAUGCCGAUCGGAGCGAACCCCUCGCGUUCAGAUACACUGGAACUCACGUGACGAUCCUCGCGGAUCUAUAGAUCGCGAACGCGUCUACCACACGGACUAUUUAAUUUUCGGUGUACAUCGCGGAAUCGCGAAUCGCGCGGGAUGCCACGCGCGAUCGGCGGUCGCCCGAUGAGCAGCCGCCGCCGCGAUUGAACGAAUUGCGCGAGGUCGCAAGCGCCGAGGCCGCCGCUGAUACGCGCGAUGCGCACCACCGUCGAGGACAGCACCGGCAACGAAGCGACCGGCGGCGUCGCGACGCACCACCAUCAUCAGCAUCAGCAUCGCGGCAUUCCCGACGUCCGGCACCUGGGCGUCGAGCAGCAUGAGCGAUCGGCGGCGGUGCCGAUCCAUCUGACCACCGCCACGCCGUACCAUCAGCUCACCAUCGCCGCGGACACCAACAACAAUCACGACCAUCAUCGGAACCUCGAGCACCACGCGGCGCAACGUCACGAUCAUUGGAACAAGUGGCAACUGCAUUCGCCGAACGGCGAUAGCGACAACAGCAACGGUAGCCAACGUGCUGUUACUCGUAGCGAGGUAGAGCAGCAGCAGCAGCAACAACUACAUCGCCAACGACUGCAGCAACGUCAAGCGACUGCUACCGUUCCGGUUCUCGCCUGCACUAAUCAAUCGUCUAUCACCACGACUACGACCGCUCUCACAGUGGCAUCAAGCAUGCUACUUUUGCAGACACAGAGUCCCUUUGGUAGUUUCGGGGAGUUCCUGAACAGCCCUUACCCAGACGCUACGGAUGCCGGAAGCUUGCCCGAGGAGUUGGACCCCUUUCCGGAGUUGCAACUCGGGAAUCCACAGGGCGUACCUCCGGUCGACGACUCUCACCAAAGCGUACAUCAUCAGCCAUCGCAGCCACCACCACCCCCACCCCUCCCCGAAGACAUCCAAGCGGAUUCGCUUAGUCCUACGCCGUUACCGAGCUUCCAGGAGACCUACACGGUGCAGCGAUACAGGCAGGAGCUCCAGGGUCUCGGUAUAAAGAUGGACGAUGAAUGCUACGACAGUUCGGUAUAUUCAUGCACUCCUACUCAUUACCCGACCGAGUUCUCGUCCGCGGUGUCCUAUCACGAGCAGCAGCCGCAACAGCAGCACCCUCACCAUCACCCGCAGCAUCAUCAGCCGCAGCAGGCUCCGCAUCAUCAUCAAAGUUACUUCCCCACGGAAUCGGCACCCACCUCGACAACGGCAGUUAUACCGCCCUCCAAUCAUCAUCGGCAGGACCCAUCCUAUGGGGUGGCUGUCACUAUGCCCAUGGUUUACGGGGCACCAUCAGCCAUUGCAAACGUCGCCACUCCCGUAGUUCCUACUGAUCUCUGUCCCAAUGUUGACGCCAGCGUCGUCAUUGGUACUCGGCCGCGAAGAGCGUCAUUGCCCACCCAAAGAUCAGAAUCGGCAAGAUCAAUGCGCGUCCUGUGUCGUGUUAACAGUAGUGGGAGCACAGAUUCCCCGAAGCCGCGUGGUGGCGGCGGUACCGCGAGUUCCGUCAGUUCGCCGUCACCCGGAAGCGGCACCAGUGGCGAACGCGCACCUCCGAGCCCGAGCCAGCUCUGCGCCGUGUGCGGCGACACCGCGGCCUGUCAGCAUUACGGUGUGCGCACAUGCGAGGGCUGCAAGGGCUUCUUCAAGAGGACCGUGCAGAAGGGCUCCAAGUAUGUCUGUUUGGCCGAGAAGGCUUGCCCGGUAGACAAGCGCCGGCGAAACCGUUGCCAGUUCUGCCGAUUUCAGAAGUGCCUGAUGGUUGGCAUGGUCAAGGAGGUCGUUAGAACUGAUUCUCUGAAAGGCCGUCGAGGUAGGCUGCCUUCAAAGCCCAAGUCACCGCAAGAAUCCCCACCGAGUCCGCCGGUCUCUUUGAUCACCGCUCUGGUUCGUGCCCAUCUGGACACAACGCCGGACAAGGCAAGCCUCGAUUACUCACAGUACCGACAACCUAGACCGGGCGAUCCUCCGAUGACCGAGGCUGAGAAGAUUCAACAGUUCUAUAAUCUAUUGACAACCUCCAUCGAUGUUAUUCGAAACUUUGCCGAUAAAAUCCCCGGAUUCACGGAUCUAGUGCGGGAAGAUCAGGAACUGCUCUUCCAAUCGGCCAGUCUAGAACUAUUCGUGCUAAGGCUGGCGUAUCGCACGCAUCCGGACGACACGAAGCUGGUUUUCUGCAACGGCGUUGUCCUCGCGCUGGAGCAAUGUCAGCGCAGCUUUGGCGAUUGGCUGCACAGCAUUCUUGAUUUUUGCAAAGCCCUCCACUUCUUGGAGGUCGAUAUCAGCGCCUUCGCCUGCCUGUGCGCUCUCACCCUGGUUACUGAGAGGUACGGAUUGAAGGAACCGCAGCGCAUGGAACAGCUGCAGAUGAAAAUUGUUUCGUCCUUGCGCGAUCACGUGACCUAUAACGCCGAGGCGCAGAGGAAGUCGCAGUACCUGUCAUACCUACUAGGGAAGAUACCGGAGCUGAGGAGUCUCUCGGUCCAGGGCCUCCAGCGAAUCUUCUACCUCAAGCUGGAGGACCUGGUGCCGGCGCCACCCCUGAUCGAGACGAUGUUUGUCGGUAGCCUGCCCUUCUAAAACCGAGUCGAGCAGUCUCGCCAGCACAUAGAACAAUUACUUUCUCAGACCCAUGCGGUUGCGUUAUCUAAUUCGUUCUAAUUGCAUCCUUCUUAGUUUGUAUUACACGUAGCUUUACUCUCUUCUUGCGUGUAACCUCGUGCGGUUCCGCGGAUACGUUCGGUUCUCGACGACGCCCCGAUGACAUCUUCUCGCGCUGUGCGGAGGACAUCCUGAAAGGGCUCGUCGAGCGAGAGAAGCGAGGAGAGCCGUUACUGAUCGUACGAGCGAGCGCGGAUGGAAACUGUCCGCGCGAACGCGAACGCUAAACUUAAGGGAAAGUUUGUUGUACGUACAAGUUGUAUGAGCGAAUGAAUGAGCGCACAUGUGUGAGUGUAAGCGGAUGUAUUCAUCACGUGCGAACGUAAGUGUACAGAACGUCUUGAUGUAGGUCUUUGCAUGCGCGACGUGGCGGGUGGCGGGUGUCACACGUCGCCGUUAUACUACUAAUAGUAAGUGCACUACAACAUAAUUACUGCUGCUGAAGAACGGAUCGGCGCGAGCCGACUGACGAUGAGGCACGGGCGGAUAAAGGAAGCGGGCGCGAGGCGGGCCGCGGCGAUUUCGCUAUUCUCCCUUCUAGCUGUAGUAGAUUUCGUGCGGACUUGGGUGUGGACAGGAGAGAUCCCUCUUUCUCUCUUACUCGCAGGAAGGCUCUCCGCGCGAAUUUUUCUCACUUUUCUACCUAGUUUGUACGAGGCUCUCUGUGCUCGCGCUUGGCUCGCCUCGUCGCUCCGACGGCCCACGCGCGCGACCCGCCACUUCUUGGACACGUGUAAUACCUUCGGCAAAAUACCUUGCCCGUCGCGAGGGAAUGCAUUGGCGAUUCGCAACAUAUCAGAGCAACGGCGGGAAGGGUGGAUAAGACGCCCCGUCCGUUUUGACAGUAGACGUAGGAUGUGACUGUCGGUCACGCUCUCAACGGUCGGACGAUGCCGAGUGCAGACACAUCGAUUGCUCGCUCGAAUGCAUAAUAAGAAUCGAUGCAAGUUAAGUAUAUUCUUUUAUUUAUUUGUUUUUUUUUGCCGUUUUAUACCAUGGACGUAUCUGUCCUGAGAUGACACGCGCUUUGCGUUCUCGAGGCAAAUAUGAUUGAACACAAUGAAGAAUAUUGAAUAAGAAACUUGUCAGUGGAUACUAAGAUAUAGACGAAAAACUGUGAGUUUAUGUGCAUUUAAAAGCUGCAACGGGUUGCAUUAUGCGUCCCACGGGUAUGCUAAUGAAAAAUGAAUUUAGGAGUGGCGCUACUAUUUUAUGAGUUAGAUUGUAGGAAAGUUGAUGACUUUUCGACUAGAUACAUUUCAAUCGUGGUAUUUUUAUACACACUUUUUACAUAUUUUAAAUACAUCCAGCUUUUAAUAUUAUUAAAAAUUGAACAAGUUUUUUAGCUACCGGAGUUAUCGCAAACCGUAAAUUUUCACCAGACAUUUUUGCAAGUACUUUACAACUAGGCACAUUCAACAAUAAUUAAAAAUAGCGUUAAAAGUGUCGGCAAAAAAUUGUCAAGUAGAAAGAGUUUAGCAUAUUCGAGAACGGAGUAGCGCGUAGGAAUGGAUUUCAGCAGCCUCGCACUGCAGUUUAGAUAUUUUGGGAUACCAUGGGACCUCCUCAGAUUCCAUGUGUCACGUGUUCUUUUUUUUUCUUUCACGUAACGAGCUCGGCAUUGUCAACUGCCGUUCGAGCGCCAUCCGAAGCGCAUGGUCGAUGUCGAUCGACCCUUUACCACUACUCUUGCGUUUAUGUGAUUUUAGAGAGCUAAGGCGAACAAACCACGGGCCCGCCUCGUUUGGGAAUGCGAGACAAGUUGAAUUCAACGCGAAACGGCGAGGCGGGCCCGGCUUAAAGUUACCUAUUACGUUAUGACAUUUACUUUUUUAAUCAAACUAACGUAGAGUGUCCUAUUUAUAUACGUAUAACGCGCCGCUACUACUACUACUUAACUACUACAACUACUUUACUAUACCGUUAUACUUACUACUAUUCAUUGAUAGCGUUACUACUCUAUGGCGUUACUACCACUACUACCACUGUUACCAGCGCUACCUUUACUACCACCUUGUGUUACCAUUGUCUCGCUACAGUAAGCUUCGCCGUCGUUGUCGUCGUCGUUAAAAUGCAUCCCUCAUUGCACCUGUAUCCUACGAUCGACGCGAUGGACGGCAGAGGAUGCUGACCGAGGCUCUUAAAUAGGCGUCCUCGCCGCCAGGAUUACCGCAGUCGACAUGCAUCUCUGUUUUUGAUGUAUAUCUUGAUAUUUUAUCCACGUUCAAGUACCGUAAGAUAAAGUAAGAUUGCAUAUCGGAAAUAACUUCGUAUUGGAGCGAAAAGGGAUUUCACGAUUAUUUUCCACCCAAUGUUGAAUAUAUUUAAAUAUAUUUAAAUAUAAAAAUCUUUAAGUACUUAUUCAUUUGCUAUUUCGCCUUUUAUCUUGAUUAAAAGUGUUAUAUAUUAUUAAAAUUUUUUUAUUACUCUAUUAUAUUAUUAAAAUUAUAUUUUUUGUAAUUUUUUUGUAGUUGUUAAGGUUUCUCUUAUUUCUUUUAUAAUUAUAGUUUUAUUUAUAUCGAGAGAGAUAACGUUCACGGAAGUAAUAGUAAGCUUUAGCCCCAACCGCCAUGGUUGCUUUAAUUAUCUUCUUAGACUACGUUAGAUAAUCCUGAGAUCUAUUUUUGUUCGGGCGCAGUUACCUUUGCCUGUGUAAUCUUACGAUAAUCACCGUCGUCAUCGCAACGCGAUCCGAUCGCUUCGUAACACGACAGAUCAGGCAUUGUCCUUACACCGCGGUCCACACAGACACAUGUACACACGUACACGAACAUACAUAAACAAUGACCACCUUAAUUACCUGUACAUGCACAAUAAGUAUGAUAGUUACAUGUGUAUAUGUUAAUCUAAAUUCGUGUGUAUCCGCAAAUGUUCGACGUUUCGCAGACAUGACGGAAUCAAUACCUGGAUCUCGAAUUUGCUUUUAACUAGCUACCUAUAAUUGUGAUUAUUUGUAUUAGGGUCUUCUGUAUUUUGUUUAGCGAUAUCAUUCGCGUGAUAUUUUCGAUUCGCGAUGCACGAUACAGUGCACGAGAGAAGUAAUAAUAAGAAAUAAUCAAAUACUCGCGUUCGAUUUCCGUCGCUGGAAACGGACCCAUUUUACCGUCAUUCAACUGUUUCGAUUCCGAAAGCUUUUGCGAUACUUCAGAAAUUUUAUCUCAAUUCUUGUUACUAAUUGAAAUUUAAUGCUUUGCGGCCUGAAAAUAUUAGGCACCAUUUUGUGUCGAGAUAACUCAAAAUCUGAAAUAGAAAUAAUAGAAAUUAAUCUGAAAAUUGUAGAAAAUGAUUUUUGAAAAUAAUAUAUCGCUCUUCAAAAACGCGAUCGGCGAUCACAGCGUAAUAAUAUUAGCUAUGCCCAGUAAUAAAUUUGAUUGCCAUAUGCAAAUCCAUAAAAUAAUUUUGGCCGUAAAGGAUUAAUUAAUAAUUGUGAUAUUAUGCUACUUGUUAAUAAAUAUUACAAAGGAACGGUUUCCUAUAAAAAUCCGGGUUUCGCCAUGAUGAUCAUUUUAACACAUUUGUGAUGUGAAAUUGAAAAUCUGAGGUUUUUAAGUAAAAAUGUUAAAUAUCCGAUUGCUUAUAGUCAUUAACAUUUGUGAUAAUGUAUUGGAACAAUAUUGUCUAAUAUAAAUUACAAUAUAAUGGUAAUAUAUUUAUCACAUGGCGAAUGCAAUGGACACCGUUGCUACACUGGCUGAUAUAGGCGCAAUAAUUCUUAUAUCGCAUGUAUGUGUCUCGCGUUUGUUAAUCACUAGCGAUGACGUUUUAAAUAAUCAAUCUUAAUACUCUAAUUACUCUUUUUACAAAGGAACAAAUCAAUUCCGUUUCCAGCGGGCGCAAAAUCCGAUAUCAAUACAAAAAAAGUGCGAAACACGCAAUGGACGACAUAUCAAGUUCUUCCCCCUCCCCCCCAAAAUUGUAAAACCGUUGUAACCGUUGUUAAAUCAGAUGAUUCAUUAAUACGAUUCAUUAUACACGUCCACGUUUGCGGAUGGAUACGCGCGCAAGUGUUCAAAAGACAAAACGCCCGGUAAGAAUGCAAGGUAAACAGGAUCCGAGGGUAUAAAGGCUCGAGCAACCCUUGCGAUCGAAAUUAAGAUAACGCAUAUACGAGAGAGUCGAUUCAGCUCCCGUUCGAAGGAUACAAAUUUCGUAAGGGCUUGUUCUCGCUGGAGAAAACUGAUUCGCGCCAAUCGAAAUCGAUAGCAAUAAAAUAAGGAGGUUUUUUUACCAGACCGAUGCCAAUGUUCUGACAGAAUAUUUUCUAGGGAGGAAUAAAGCGUUUAUGAGCUACGGAUUGAAGAAUUUAAGAAUUUAGAGAUACAAAAUCUUGCCUUUUUAGAAUUUCUAAAAGUAAUCACUUUUUGAAAAGUCUCUAUAGCUAUGAGAGAGCGUAGUGAAUAUUCUAGGCAUAUAGAAACAAUAUCAAUGUUGAGCUUUGAAAUUUUUACAAAAUAAUGUCUCGGUAAAUAUAAAUGUUUUCUUCCGUCCGUUGCGAAGACAAGUAAUUUAAUAAUGAACUAGUCGAGCGAAUUGAGAGAAAACCCCAGGAGAUAAAAAUAUAGAAGAAAAAAAGAGAUAAUUUUGUAUUAACGAUAAUAAAAUCGGGUAACACAUUGGCAUCGGUCUGCGGCAUAAUUAAAACAAAAAUCAUUUUUCACAUUUGUAAGAAACGUUUUGGCACAAUUGGAAUUCUCGAGGACGAGCGCUUUUUACCUGAUACUCGCCUUAUCUCCUCCUCAUUCAUAUCAGUCUUCAUCUUUAGACGAAGCACGUAGAAGUCCUCGAACGUAGAAAUCGACUUUCUCGCCCAUGCAAACAAAGCGUUGAGUCCACAGGGGGAUUUCGGGAGAGGAGUUAUCGGUCGCAGAAAAAUCGAGAUCGAAAUUUCGCCCAGGGCUCGAGUAGAACGAAAGAAACCCCGACGAGUUACGGCCUCCGUUAUACGGAAGAUGGGGUUUUCGCGGCGAUGUAUUUUUGUUCCUAUAUAUCUUAACACGAGAGUCCGCGAGCGAGGCUGAUGUCUUCCGCUCCUGAUCACGGAAAAUCGUCCUUGGACCCAGCGCUGCAGCGAAUUAUUUUUUACGAGAAAUUGUCAUAAAAAGAGAACAGGCGAGAAGGGAGGAAAACGUGAGAAAGAGGAGCAGGGAUAGGUGCGCUAAAUUGGAUCGUUCGGGCGUGAACAGUAAGAUCGUCCUCGCGACGAAACGAACGAGCUCGUCCCGACGUUGUUGUUUAAAUCGAUUAUCUGUCAUUACUGUAACGAAAUAACAGUCAAUUCCGUUAGGUGUAAAUCUAUCCCUUUUUCCCCGUUUCAUCGAUGUAUACAAUAAAUGUUCGAUCAAGAGAUUAUUUAAUUUCUCUUCGAAAUUUUGUUAAUAAAUUAUUUUCUCGAUUGACAUCGCAACUCAGUUUAUUCGAGGGCAUUAUCUAUCGCUGAUUCGUGAAGCGGCGGACGUUUGCGUACAGGGUGUUUUCCACCGUGAGAACUAUACGGAAGUUGUUGGUUCUCUGACAAUGAGUGUUCAAAAUGAUGGAAAGGUAAUCAUCAUGAUGUUACAAAGCACAUAGUUUAUUAUUUGUAAACUUCUCAUUUCUCCUACAUUUUUUUGCGAAUGAAUUCGAAAUUUAGUCUCUCUCUUUUCAGCACUUUUCGCUUUAUUCCUCAAUACAAAUUACUAAAUUUUAUCUUUUCAAAGCAAAAUUUCUGAAUUAGUUUUCAUGAUCAUUGUCGAGAAAAAAGUACAUUUAUUAGUUUUUUCUAUGAAAAAAAAAAAAAAAAAUUACUUUGGUUUUCAAUGAUUAAAAUAUAAUUAAUUUACUCGUGAUUUCUUGUAAAUAACUUACAACUCAUUUUCACCACGAUUUUCUCUGAUAAACAAGAAUUAUGACGAAGAAGACAUUUAUUCGAGCGCGAUAUUAAUUAAAUUAUCUUUAAUUAUAAGAUCAAUCUUCACUGCUUCACUCUGCCAUACGAACGUCCGCACGCAAAAAAAACUCACGUUUAUAAAUGCACGACAAAUGUACUAUACGCGCUUAACAUAUACAUAUGCACGGUGAAAGAUGAGCGUUGCACCAAAAAUAAAUCUAGUAAAUUAACACAAACGAACAUGUGUCUACGCAAACAGAGAGACAAUGCGAAUAGCAGCCAACAAAUGUCUACGUAAGUGUCGCAAGACGAUUCACGCUAGAUGCACCACGUCUUUUGAUCUAUCGAUAUUUCUUCUCCCUAUUUCCUUUCUUUUUAUAUGCUGAAUCUUAUGUGAUGCACACGAUCGAAUAUAUUAAUCGUGGGACAAAGAGAAAUGGUGGAAGGUCAAAGGAAAUGAUGGAAACGUAUCGACGUAUCGACGGCCGUACGACUCGACAAAUUGAAAUUAAUUGCAUCGCGAGAAUGUGUGAUCUCGCUGUGUGAUUACGCAAUCAAUGCAUGUGAGAGAGAGCGAGAAAGGGAGAGAGAAGGAGAGAGAGUGUGAAGCAGGUGUAACUACAAUGGCUGACAAUAAAGAAAUCGCGAAGAGGAAAAUACUCGGAACUGAUCGUUGAUCUUUUCAUUCGUACGACCGUCGAUCGUAGGGGUGAUGCAUAGCGUAAUAUCACGUGAAUAUGUUACUGUGUAAUAUCGUACUCAAAUAUUGAUACAUACACAUAUACACUCACAUGCGCGCACAUUCAUGAAACCUUUUUUUCUGGCCUGAUUCGUUGUUAAUUCUGUGCCGAGCCACAACACAGUUCCCUCUCGCUUGGAAUGAUAUAUAUAUAAUAUAUAUAUAAAUAAACAUAAAAAAAAUAUAUAAAUAUAUAUAUAUAUAAAUACAGAUAUAAAUAAAUAUAUAUUAUAUAUAUAAAUAAAUAAAUAUAUAUAUAUAUACAUAUAUAUAAAUACAUAUAUAUAUACUUUCGAUAUAUACGACGAAGAGACAGUUCAAAGGCAAGACGCGAGAACAAAGAAAUUAUGAUGAUUAUAUUUUAUAAAUAAAAAAAAUUGACAUGUGAUAUAGAUGGUAAGGCACGCGAGAAUGCGUUGCGAUGCAUUACGAAAGCAAAUGUAUUCUGUAUAUCGUUUCAUUAAAUCUACUAAAACGAUAAA
Solenopsis invicta (red fire ant) is the source of this 11094-nucleotide messenger RNA. It is a transcript of the gene Hr38, whose product is annotated as nuclear receptor subfamily 4 group A member 2. Gene Ontology annotation, cellular component: transcription regulator complex; nucleus. Gene Ontology annotation, biological process: cellular response to corticotropin-releasing hormone stimulus; regulation of transcription by RNA polymerase II. Gene Ontology annotation, molecular function: nuclear glucocorticoid receptor binding; RNA polymerase II cis-regulatory region sequence-specific DNA binding; zinc ion binding. NCBI's taxonomy places the organism in Eukaryota, Metazoa, Arthropoda, Insecta, Hymenoptera, Formicidae. The record is from RefSeq and is a predicted model, not a curated record.